AUGCUGCGGGCAGGACCACCUGCCGGGGGCCUCCUCCGGGCCGGGGAAGUCCACACCGGGACAACCAUCAUGGCGGUAGAGUUUGAUGGGGGCGUGGUGGUGGGGUCUGACUCCCGGGUGUCCGCAGGGGAGGCCGUGGUGAACCGGGUGUUCGACAAGCUGUCCCCCUUGCACCAGCGCAUCUACUGCGCUCUCUCCGGCUCGGCCGCCGACGCCCAGGCCGUGGCCGACAUGGCUGCCUACCAGCUGGAGCUCCAUGGGAUGGAACUGGAAGAACCUCCCCUCGUUCUGGCUGCUGCAAACGUGGUGAGAAACAUUAGCUACAAAUACCGGGAGGAGCUGUCUGCUCACCUCAUGGUAGCCGGCUGGGACCAACGUGAAGGGGGCCAGGUGUAUGGAACCCUGGGAGGAAUGCUGACUCGACAGCCCUUUGCCAUCGGCGGCUCCGGCAGCACCUACAUCUACGGUUACGUGGACGCAGCGUACAAGCGCGGCAUGUCCCCUGAGGAGUGCCGGCGCUUCACCACGGAGGCUAUCACUCUGGCCAUGAACAGGGACGGCUCCAGUGGGGGUGUCAUCUACCUGGUCACCAUCACAGCUGCCGGCGUGGACCAUCGCGUGAUCUUGGGCAACGAGCUGCCGAAAUUCUACGACGAGUGA
This is a messenger RNA of Pipistrellus nathusii (Nathusius's pipistrelle), 660 nucleotides long. The record is from the annotation of a GenBank genome assembly. NCBI's taxonomy places the organism in Eukaryota, Metazoa, Chordata, Mammalia, Chiroptera, Vespertilionidae.